Molecule: messenger RNA, 6675 nt
Organism: Panthera uncia (snow leopard)
Lineage: Eukaryota; Metazoa; Chordata; Mammalia; Carnivora; Felidae
Gene: MKRN3
Product: makorin ring finger protein 3
Exons: 1
Coding region: 141-1625 (494 amino acids)
Biological process (GO): protein polyubiquitination
Molecular function (GO): ubiquitin protein ligase activity; metal ion binding
Source: RefSeq, a predicted model, not a curated record
AAGAGAGCAGGGGGAAAAGGAAAAGAGAUGCACACUUCCCCGAAACAAGGUCCCGGUGCCGGCUGCUACCCUCCGGGCCUCUAGCCCAAAGGAAGGCACACAGGGGAAGUUCCGGUACCUUUUGGGGGGAAGAGGCUGCCAUGGAAGAGCCUGCAGCUCCCACUGAAGCCUCUGAGGCACCUGGGGCAUCUACGGGUGCCGAGGCAGCAGGGGAGGGUGCACCUGGGCCUAGUCUCCGCACACGCCCGGUCUUCCGGCAAUUUGCGGCUACAGGUCCGGCCCCCCUUCGCGCGUCACGUCUGAGGCCUGCCCAGGCUGCAGGGGGCGGGGCUGGGCCCAGUCGCAUGCAGGGCCGGAGUGGUGGCAGCUGGACGAAGCAAGUCAUCUGCAGGUAUUAUCUGCAUGGGCUUUGCAAGGAGGGGGAGAAUUGUCGCUACUCACAUGACCUCUCAGGCCAGCAGUUGGCCAGGGAGGGCCAUGGUUCACUGCCUCGGGCCUCUGCAGACCAAGGCCCUAGCACGGCUGCGCAUACUGAGACCCUGCCUCAGGAAGUGGCGAAAGCCCCCUCUGCUGCGCCUUCAUGCUCCUUGCCUGUGAUUGGCUUGGCUGCUGAAAGGGGUUUCUUUGAAGCUGAGAGAGACAAUGCAGGCCUUGAAGCUGCAGGAGGAGCCAGUGUAGAAGGCUGGGAGAAUGCUAUUGAAUUUGUACCCGGGCAACCCUAUAGGGGCCGCAUGGUCCCUUUUGUUCCCAGGGCUCCUUUACAGAGCCCAGUGACUGAGAGGGAACAGAUUGCAGUGGGCAGGGGUCAGCAGCUUUGCCGUGAUGCUGCCAUGGGGCAGUGCUUUCGUGGGGAGAGUUGUAUGUAUAUCCAUGGAGAGAUAUGCGAUAUGUGUGGGCUUCAGGUCUUGCACCCUGUGGAUGCUGUGCAGAGGGCAGACCAUACAAAGGCUUGCAUUGAAGCACACGAGAAGGAUAUGGAACUCUCAUUUGCAGUGCAGCGAAGUAUGGACAAGGUGUGUGGCAUCUGCAUGGAGGUUGUCUAUGAGAAAGUCAACCCUAGUGACUGCCGCUUUGGCAUCCUCUCCAACUGCAACCACACCUACUGUCUUAAGUGUAUCCGCAGGUGGAGGACUGACAAACAGUUUGGCAACAGGAUCGUCAAGUCCUGUCCACAGUGCAGGGUUACCUCCAACUUUGUCAUUCCCAGUGAGUUCUGGGUGGAGGAGGAGGAAGAGAAACAGAAACUUAUUCAGCAGUACAAGGAGGCAAUGAGCAACAAGACUUGCAGGUAUUUUGCUGAAGGCAGGGGUUACUGCCCAUUUGGAGAGAACUGUUUUUACAAGCAUGCAACCCCUGAGGGCCCAGGAGAGGAUCCUCAGAGGCAGGGUGCUGAGGCAUCCGGUGCUCACUGCAGUCAACUUUUGGAGCCUACUCAGGUGGGAGAGGGCGAGAUGCCCUUUAAAAGCAGUAAAAAAAAGCUUGUCAUGCUUCGGCUGGCCAAUCUGUUGUUUAAGUGUUUUCUUUCACUGGGAAAGAGUGCGUUUUUUGUUGUUUUUUUUUUCUCAGAGGACCAGUGGGACUUACUUCAUUAUAAGCUGGAAAAAUAUUCCAGUUUGAAUCUGUAGCAUUAUGCUGUGGCAUGUGGUCUAGUGUGCUAAGGCUCUGUCUGUCAUCUGCUAUUGCUUGUUUGUUGUUUAUAGACACAUCUAUCAUUUACAGGGGCUAUGGAAGCCAUUUUUACAAAGCAUUCAUCUCUGUUUUCUUGUCCAUCCUCAUUUCAGGGUUAUGCUGUUUUACUGUGGUAAACUGUAACAAAGUCCUUAAAGUUAUUGUUCGAUGAAAUGAAUAUUACUGUAGUUUAUGGUUUAUUUUGUCAUCUCUGUUUUCAACAGGAUUGAUUCAGUUCUAGUCUAGUGUUUACAGAAUUUCCACACUCAUUUUGAAGUCCCUCAAGAAUAAAUGUGACAGGGUGAAGGGAGAAGUCUUAACUGAACAAGGAGCUUUUUGCUACUACAGCCUUAAGAAAUGGACCCCCGCAGGGCCUUUGUGGUACAACUGCUCAUCUUUGUUGUUUACAUGUCUGUUCUUUCCCUCAUUCCUCUUCAAGUGCACUCUUUAACAUGUGGUUACCUUGUGGUUUUGUGUUUUACUUGACCAGAACCAAGUGCGUAUGUUUACAUGUUUUUAUCCUGUAAAGCUUGAUGUGAAAUUACUUACAGUUCAAAGUAUAUAUUUAAGAAUUAUAUAUUUGCAUAUAAAUGUGUGUAAAAGUUAUAUCUUUCAAGAUAUAUAUAAAACAUAUACACUAUCAUAUAUCUGGAAGAGCUAGAAGCUGAAAAUGGAAGGCUAAUAGUAUUUGCUGUUGUGAGUGUGAAGUGUGUAAAUGAUCUUUCUGUCCUUUUCACAGGCUUCAGUGAUUAGUAUCUAAUGAAAACAGAUAUUCAAGUGGCUGUGGUCAAAUGUAGCAGACACAGAUAAAGGACUUACAAAUUAGGACAUUGGUAAUUCCUUUGGUGGCAUCGAUAGCUCACUCUCCUAUUAUAAAUACACAAAUGUGUGUUCCCAUACAAUUUAGCACAAUCACAUUCCUUAUAACAGCACAAUUAGCCUUGAACUCAGAUAUACAGUUCUUUGUAUUAAUAUUUUGUAUUAUCUCUUGACAUUAAAAAAGGGGCUUUUGACAAAAGUUUUCAACAUACAAAUGACAAAAUUAUGAAAGAGAAAAUAGAAUAUAAAAAUAUUGGAACCAGUCAGAAUAUAAGAGUGAAAAGAUUAAAAAAAAAGUGAAAUGUAUAAAGGAACAAAAACUAAACACAAUAGUAAUAAGGAGAUAGUAUAGCACAAUUACACUAUCAGAUUAAAUAAAAAUGGUUUAAAAACUGAAACUCAAAGAUUAUCAGACAUGAUUAAAAUAAAAAUGAAGCUAUAUGCUGUUUAAAAUACACAUCUACAGUAUAAGAAUACAGAAACAUUAAAAGUAAUAGAAUAAAAAGCUAAAUAACAAUGCUGUGGCUUUUGUAAUAUAGUUGAUAUUAAGGAUAAACACAUUGCUGGAGAUAAAUAUGGUUGGUAUAUAAACAUAAUUUACAUGGAAGAUAAAACUAUUCCAAUUUUGUAUUCAUUUAAUAAUAUGCCAUCUGGUAAUCAAAUAAAUAAUUGAUAAGGAGAAAAAUAGAAAAUUUAAAUGGGCAAUUUUCAUACAUCUUUUCAGUAACUGAACAAGCAAAUAAAGAAUAUCAAUUGAAUAGCACAAUUUUAACAAUUUAUCCAGUGUAAAAUGUGUAAAAUGCUGUAUGCAUCAACUGCAGAAUUGUUAUCUUGGCUGGUAUAUGUGGAAAUAUACCAGAUGCAUGAGUUCUAGGAGAUUCAGACUGCCCUGACUAUUCAGCAAAGACAGGGUCCAUUUGCAGUUUGUGACAUGUGCUAAGCACUCUCCAAAGCACUAAUUUAACUCCUAGACCAACUUUAUGAGGUACUUGUGCUCUAUUUUUCUCAUAAUCCUGAUGAGGUAUAAAUGAGGUUAUAUUACUUGCCCAUAUAACUAUGACAUAUUGGAACUGCAAAUGGAACUCUGUAUUUCUACAACACAGUCACCAUGCUGCCUCUUUCCUCACCUACAUGCUCAGGACCAGCUGAAUAUUGCUAAUGGAAACACACAUGCAGUCUUUUAGUAUGAAUGGUUCAGCCAGGUGGGAAAGAGACGGACAUAAAUAAAUUCCUAGAGAAUGUGGGGGCUGUGGAGCUUUAUCUGUUGGCUUGUGGACUUGGUAUUUCUUAGUCCCUUACUCAUAGCAUGCUUUAGCCUCCUAUAUUUUUACACUGCCUGUUCCUUCUUACAUGAUUCCUAGUUUUAUUGGUAAGUAUAUUUUUGUCAUAUUUCUUCCAUAUUGAUUCCUUUUAUCCAAAGAAUUCACCAAUCAAGAGGCUGUAGAAGCCUCACUCUUACUGUCAUGCAGCGUGAGUGAUUCAAAACAAAAUUCAAAUAUGCUGGUUCCCCUGAGGCCACCCCAGUACUGCAGAGGAAAGAGGGCUCAGAUGACCAAACAACCAAAGAAAAGGACCACAUGGGUCACUCACAAAAACUGUACUGAGAUCAAAGUCUCAAAAAAAAAUGAGCUUUGAAUAAUGGCUAAGCUGCUCUCAAGGAGAGAUUUUUAAGUUGAGCCUGGAAAGCUUUGAAAACUUUGUCCUAGUAUACACUACCUAAUGUUGUGAAAUAGCAUGUUUUUAUUCAAAUAGCAUCUUGAACGAUCAUAAUAAAGUUAAGGAGAUACAGUGGAAUAAGAAUUAUCAGAAGAUAAAAUGGUUUUGGUGACAAAGAAUACUUACAAUCUUGACUGCUUCUUACCAGCCAUGCAAUCUGGAGAAAGUCACUUAAAUUUUCUAUACCUCAACUUUUUUAUAUGAGAACUGGGUACAGCACCAUCUAUUUUACAGGGUUGUUAUGAUGACCAAAUGUAAUCUGGACAAAGAACUUGAAACAUAGCUGGGAUUUUUAAAGUGACAUGUGUAAAAAAUAGGACUUAUGUGUGUUUGUGUACUUGAGAAGAGCUUGCACAAGAAUUAAUACUCCAUGAAGUUUUUCUCUUUGAAAUCUUUGGAACUUGUGUUAAAGUAACAUUAUUAGUUUAAGAUUUUGUGUAGCAUGGAGGCACAUUACCUUUAUAGUCAUAAUUUCAAAAAGAUGGAGUAAUUUUUUCAACCAAAGUCAUUCAGUUAAAACUAAAAAUGUGCUAUUUAAUUUCUGAUAUAUAGUAAACAACAACAAAAACAUGUAUUAUUUGUGAUGGAUGUCUAAAUAAGAAAAUAAAAAAUAAAAUGAUGUUUAAAAAAGGAUUUCCUGUUCCCUCCUCAGCUCAUUUAGAGGUCAAAUAAAGGGAUGUCACUGCCACCAUAGCUAUACAAAGUAUUCCAAGGACUUGUUCAUGAAGACAGCUGGGCCACCCCUGUUUCAGUCAGAAACAAAGGAGCCCUUGCCACACAAAAGUUUGUUCUGUGAGUGAUUCAGAGUUGUGCUGGCCCCUCCUCCACUUGGAUUCAUGGACUCAACCCAGGAGUCCAGACAGACGGUAUCACUUUACACAAAAAAUGCCUGCGCAAAACGAGUCUGAUUUGCUUGUUUCAUAUGACUAAAUUUGGUAGAUGUGCAGACUUAAAAUAUGCUAAAAGUUUACUUAGUACCCCUUCCCCUCUAACAUAUGGAAACCACUUUGUCUCACAUGGCAUUAGAUCCAUUUACUGAAUUUCAAGAUCUUAAAGGGAAACAUUUCCAGUCCAUAGUUGAUACCCGUAUUGUCUUCUACUUUGCACUUUUGUAAACAUUUUGGGAUCAUGGUUUUUGUUUCCACAGCAGAUGCUAAACUGCAACCUCAGUGUGAGAUGAAGUUGGGGUAGGGAUGAGAAAAGGGAGUCUUGGAAAUAACCCAGCACUAGUGCAAAAAAAGUAAAUUAAUAUGUGUCAGAAUUUUUGCCAUAAAAAUAUAUAUAUCACAUUUUCCAGUGUUGAAUGCACACUAACAAAAAUGACCAUCAGAUCAUAAUGAAACACAUUUACAUGAGAAAUUAUUAGUACAGGCAAUAUUUUCCAAGUUCAAUACAAGAAAAUUUGCCACUACCAUUCAAAACUUCUUUUAAAUAUCUCUUAAAAUAAUUGAUUAAAGAGUGAAUUCAAAGUAAUUCAACAAUAUACAUUGUCUAGAAAGACAAAUUACAUAAUUACGUAUUCAAAUCUGUAAAUUUUAAAGAAAUUGCAACAUACACAUACAGAAGUAAGCAGAAAGAAUUAAGAAUCAUUAAAGCAAAAAUUAGUGGAUCAGAAAAUAGAAAUAUAAAACCUGUUUCUUUGAAAAAAUAACAAAACAUUAACUUAAAAAAAUAAAGGACAAGGUGCAAUUGAACAAAAUAGGAAACAAUAAAUAGGAAGAAAUCAACGAUAAAAACACAGUAAAGAAAUAGAUAAAUUCUUGUUACACUGAAGUCAGUAUACUCAAAUGGGAAAGAAAUUUAAAAUCUAUAUUAAUAUAAUUUUUCAAACAUUAGAAGGCAAAGAUCAAACCAACUGCUAAUGAAAAUUUAAAGUUGUCAGGAAUGUACUUAGCCCUGCCCCCAAAGAAAGAAAAGGAGAAGACAUUUGACCCAGAAAUGUACUAAGUCCUUUAAAUAUAUUGUAAUGCUAUAUAAGCCAGUCCAGAGAACAAAAGAAAAGGGAUAGUUAAUAUAACUUAUGCAUGACCUAUAUCAUCAGUGUCAGAAUGUUACCAACACAGUACAAUGCAAAGAUAACUAGAGUUCAAAAUAAUUUGUGAAUAUUGAUGCUAAAACAUCUCAAAUGAAAUAUUUAAAAAAAUAUAAAAAUCAGAAAGGAAUAGGUUAUAUUCCAGGAGAAAAAGAAUGGAAGAAUAUGAGACAAUACUUAUCUUAAUAUAUCAAAAUAAUAAUCAUUUGGACAUCUUCAUAUAUCCAAAUAAAAAACUAAAUUUGUGAUCAAUAUGCUUAUUUAAAACAUAAUACAGAUGGGGCACCUGGGUGGCUGAGUCGGUUUAGCAUCAGACUCUUGAUUUUGGCUCAGGUCAUGAUUUCAUGUGAAAUCAAGUUCCAUCUCAGCUCCCUGCUGGGCAGGAAGCCUGCUUAAGAUUCUCUCUCUCCCCUCCACUGCUCACUCAUGCAUGUGCUUGC